UACGUGAGGCAAGUCAAAAAGCCUCUUCUCUGUGCUGUCAGUCUGAGCCACCGACAGCAUUCUGGGAGGCCAGAUGCUAAUCAUUGUUAAUUGCAUUCCCCAGUCUUCAUAGGCAUUCGAUUUAGAGGAGCUGGGGUUGGAGUGUGGUGGGUGUUUGUGGGAGUUGGAGGGGUUGGUUGGCCCUUGUACGUCCCUCUCUUCCCACACUCCCUCCCUCCUUUUAACUGCCAACCGGCCAUGUGAAAACUCUCCGUGGGUGGACGCGGCUUUCGAGUCGAGACAAGACGAGAGCAAAUGAGACAAGGAACAGCCUGAUGAGAAAUAUGGCUGGGUGGCGGCUGGUCGUUGGUGGAAUGUGUGGCACAUGGGAACUUGGGCUGCUACAGGGAACACGUUUUGCAGAGGCUGAAUGUGACGGAUGUUGUUUUAUGGCCCUGUUCCAGGCCAGGGUCGGUGGGAAACAUCGCACAGUGGAAAACAAAAGGAAGGACAGAGAGAGGCCGGAAAUUGUUAUAUUUUAAGACUGGGUGGUGUGGUUUUGGUUACACUGUUUCGCUUGCGAAGGAAGUAAAUAUUUAAGCAAGCCCCCUUACCUAUUAUUGGAGUUGAUAAAUAGACAGACAGGGUUUAUGUGACUUGCUGGCUGCCAAUGUUGGAGAAGUAACCUUCAUUUUACUUCGGCCUGGCGUUGGCUGUUGGAGACGAGAUAUGUCUGCAGCCCUUUUCCCUUUUCUUACAUGUAACUUGCUAUAUAAAGAGACGGUCGAGCGACGAGCAUCGACGGAUGCCUUUUUCCCAUUUUUGCCCUUUGUCUCCUCUAGGAUCUACCGUUAUUUAUUUACCUUGCAUUUAAUGGGACCUAGUUACGUCUUUUCUCUGCGUAUAUAUGCGAGAAUGCUUGGGCUGUCCCGCAAACAUACAUACAAGUGACUUACUUACCUUUAACUCACGUUGCGGCUGAAGAAGACAAGAAGAAAGACCCUUUAGAUCCAAUCUUACCAGCUGCACCAAAGCACUGAAACAUAACUAUACCAAUGCCCUCCCUUAGGUCUCUCCGCCUCUAUCUCAACCUCCCCCAUCUCCUCCUCCUCUUCACCGCCCUCUACACAACCCUGACAUCUGCCGCCAGCUGCAUCAGCACCAAUGAGAUCAACAUCUGCUGUCCGGGCUCCCUAUUCGGCGGCCUCACCUCCGGCGGCAAUGGCAAACCAACCGCCCACGGCAUCUGCUGCAUAGACCCUUCCACCAUCAGACGCAGAAGCAUCGACGACAGCGACGACAACAUCAUCGUCAUCAACGAAGCGCUCCACCGCCGCCAAGCCGACAGAGUCGACAUCAACCCAACAACAUGCAGCGAGAACCACAUCCUCAUCCCGCUCAGCGCAACUGACUAUUCGCAGAAGGUGUCAUCGGUCAUGGCUUCCAUUAGUAGUGGUGGCAGUGGUGACCCCUCGAGUACAAAUACAGGUACCGCUGCACCGACGGGCGCUGCUACAACCACGGGUGGAGAAUCAUCAAGCGCUGCGGUGACGACGACGGCCACGACAACGACACCGUCGAGUACCGGUGGUAUGCCUGCAGCAACCGGACAGAGAUCGUACGUUGCUGUCAUUGGAGGGGUUGUGGCUGUGGCGGUGCUUGUUGCUGGCGGUUUGUAACUGAGUUUGAUCGGCCGGUACAUGUGUCGGCCUGUGGGUGGGAUGGGGCUUUUGAUAAUGAUAUAAAUGAUAUGAACACAUGCAUGUGAUUUGGGAACCGCGCGGUGGAGUGGGAUGGGGGAAAAAGCUGAAAUUGAAAUAUGGUCUUUUUCCCUGUGAUGAGGCGGAACGAGUUUUAUAUCAUCAAUGCAUUCAUUAUCCUACAUCAUCUCUUUCAACUCCAUUUUGCAUGUUUCUUUCUUUUGUUCCAUUUUAGGAUUCACAGAGAGUCCCCCGCAAUUUUCAGGUGUAUGUGGGAUUGAUUUUGGAUGUGGAUUGUUUGUCACCUUUCUAUGUUGUGACUUUCCCUCUCAAAAAUGGUGAUGAAUUCUUUCCCCGAGACAUUCUUGUGGCGAUAUUCUGCUGUAUGACCACACAACAAAUGCAUGCAGAGUACAGAAAUAUCUGUUUAUUAAAGUUAAGUUAGCAUGAUAUAAGAUAUGACAUCAUCUCUUUCAGA
Blastomyces dermatitidis ER-3 is the source of this 2157-nucleotide messenger RNA. RefSeq lists its product as uncharacterized. The record is from RefSeq and is a predicted model, not a curated record. Bases 1035 to 1658 code for a protein of 207 amino acids. The transcript has a single exon. NCBI's taxonomy places the organism in Eukaryota, Fungi, Ascomycota, Eurotiomycetes, Onygenales, Ajellomycetaceae.